This is a messenger RNA of Cyphellophora europaea CBS 101466, 1530 nucleotides long. RefSeq lists its product as uncharacterized. Gene Ontology annotation, molecular function: RNA binding. The coding region runs from base 1 to 1530 and encodes 509 amino acids. The transcript is spliced from 4 exons. The record is from RefSeq and is a predicted model, not a curated record. Lineage: Eukaryota; Fungi; Ascomycota; Eurotiomycetes; Chaetothyriales; Cyphellophoraceae.
AUGGAGGACAUGCCACUCCCCAUGACCGAUUCUCGUCCCGGCUACGGCUCCGAGCGCAGAGGCUUCGGCGGCUCAGGCGGUGGCGGCUUUGGUGACGAAGACGAAGCUGACCGUCGUUCAGAACGCCAAGGGUACUCCGUGCGCGAGCAACUGCCCAUGCCCACUGCUCCUCCCUACACAGCUCAUCUUGCCAAUCUCUCAUUCGAUGCAUUGGAGGACGAUGUUAAUGAUUUCUUCCGCGAUUGCGAAGUCAAGGAAGUGCGCAUCGUGAAGGACAAGAUGGAUGAUAAGCCUAAGGGAUUCGGCUACGUUACAUUUGAUAGUCUCGAGGGCCUGAAGACCGCUCUCAACCUCAGCGGCGGCUCCUUGGCUGGCAGAGCAGUGCGUGUCAGUGUCGCCGAACCUCCGAAAGAUCGAGUUGACCCGUCACGUGAUCUGAGCGACUGGUCUCGCAAAGGCCCGUUACCUGACCUUCCAAACCAACGUAGAGUUUCGGAUCGCCCCACGUUCAACAGGUUUGAUGACAAUCGUUCCGAUGCUGGCAGCGAGCGAGGUGGCAGACGCGGCUUCGAGCCUAGUGGCGAUGGAAAGGUUCGAGACUUUGGUAACUGGGAGCGUCGGGGUCCGCUUCCCGCAACACCUGGCCAGGGUACAUCUCUCCGUGAUGGUGGCCGUCAGCAAAGCAAAAAUGGGCCCGACUUCCGCCACAAUUCCCCAUCGUGGGGCGAAGGCAGAUCUCAGGAUGGUUCCCGCCCGCCAAGACGAGACCAGGAUAGGCCUGCUGUUGACAGACAACCUACUGCGCCCGAGCUUGACAACGAGUGGCGAUCUGGUAUGAAGGCUGCCCCAGCGGUCAAAUCACCGACACCUGACGACAGCAACCCACCGUCACCUCGUCCGGCAGCUGCCCCAGCAACCCGGCCCAGACUCAAUCUCCAGAAGCGUACAGUCUCAGAGGCUGAGCCGGCUACUUCCCCUGCGCCUGGCUCCGACUCGAAAGCAAGCCCUUUCGGAGCCGCCAAACCGAUCGACACAGCCGCCAGGGAGCGAGCCGUUGAGGAGAAGCGUCAGCUGGUGAUCCGAGAGCGCAAGGAAGCGGAAGAGAAAGCACGUGCGGAGAAAGCAGAAGAAAAACGUCAAACGAGAGAAAAGGGCGAGUCUGAUAAGCCUGAAUCACCAAAGGCCACCAAGCAAACGCCAAAGGGCGAAGAGGACGAGGAAAAGCCUGCUGGACCAAAAUUCGACAUUCUUCGUCGCGCAGAGUCGGGUACCAACGAUAUGAUUGCGGAUGAUCAGGACGAAGAUGUUGCACCCACGGAUGACAAAGCCGUCAAGCCCAAGGAGAUCGUGGUGCCCGCAUCGCAGGCUAAUGGAUCAUGGAGAAAGGCUCCUGGCGCAAAGUCACCAGGUCCUAAAUCACCCGAGGCCUCGACCGCCGAGGCUUUGGAGGAGGACGGCUGGAGCACUGUGUCUAAGCCCGGCAAGCAACGGAACAAUCGACGCGGCGGGCCAAGAGCCAUCGCUUCUUGA